This is a messenger RNA of Coffea arabica (coffee), 883 nucleotides long. Its product is annotated as copper transporter 6-like. Gene Ontology annotation, cellular component: plasma membrane. Gene Ontology annotation, molecular function: copper ion transmembrane transporter activity. The record is from RefSeq and is a predicted model, not a curated record. Gene Ontology annotation, biological process: copper ion transmembrane transport. NCBI's taxonomy places the organism in Eukaryota, Viridiplantae, Streptophyta, Magnoliopsida, Gentianales, Rubiaceae.
UCUUUUGUACUACAAUAAUUUUACUACGUUGUACUGCAAAAUUCUGAAGAGUACCGUAACAACCUACUACUAUUGCUAACAAACUAUUUAAGUGGAAAAUUGAGGCCAGACAGUUCUGUUUCAGACUUUCCAAAUCUCGAAGUAGAAAAGAAAAGAAGAAAAACACUCGAAUGAUGGCCGGAAUGAACGAUGGUAGCCAUAUGCAUGGGGUGGGAGCUAUGAACAACGGCACCGGAGGAGGAGGAGGAGGAGGGAUGUCGAUGAUGCCCCAUCGGCAUAUGAUGAUGCACAUGACUUUCUUCUGGGGGAAAAAUGCUGAGAUCCUCUUUUCGGGUUGGCCGGGAUACGACAAUUUGGGCAUGUACGUCUUAGCCCUUGUGAUUGUUUUCGUUCUUACUGUGGUGGUUGAGUGGCUCUCCGCCUGCAAAUUCAUCAAAGAAAGUUCUAACAACAACGUCGCCGCCGGGCUGGUUCAGACGCUGAUGUACGGAAUCAGGAUUGGGCUGGCUUAUAUGGUGAUGUUGGCAGUGAUGAGUUUUAAUGCAGGUGUGUUUCUUGUGGCUGUUGCCGGUCACGCUUUAGGGUUUUUCUUUUUCGGGAGCAGGGCAUUUAAUCCGUCAUCCGGGACUGGCAAGACGUCCGAUCUUCCUCCCUUGAGUUGCUGAGGAUUUCAUGUUUUCGGAAGGAUGAGACGAGUGAGUGUGUGUGUGUGUGUGUGUGUGUGUUUUUUUUCCAAGAAUGAUAUGAUAAUUACAGUAGCAGUCAUAUUUUGAACUCUGAAUUAUUUUUUUUUUUUAAAGUCAAAUUUGUUUUGAAGUUAAUCGCACGUCACGGUUGUAACACUGAUUGCAAUCCAAUUCCAUUUUCUAGAUAAACCAAUUGA